UGAACAGCUUCAGUAAAGAUCAGACAUGAACUGGUGUUAACUGGUUCAACUUUGGUUUAUGUUGGAUAUUUGUACCAAACUAAGAACUGAAGAAGAAGAAGAAGAAGACGGUAAAACAUCGUCAUUCUGCUGUUUGCUGUUUCCUGUUCUGUCUGAAGUCUGAGGUCACAUGAUUUACUGGAAACAGACCAGAAGCUCAGUUUUUGAAGUGGAGUUUAACGAAUUUUGGCGCCAUUUAUCUCACGUGUCUUUACGCUUUGCAUCAAACUACCGGAUCAGAGGAAGAAGAAGACAGUAAAAUGUCUGCUGGAACAUCUGAGUUAUUCUGUCUGAUCUGUUUCCUGGUCUGUUCCUGUACAGCUCAGAAAAUCAUCACAGCUGCUCUUGGACAGGAUGUCAUUCUACCAUGUGAAGCUCCCCAGAAGAACAUCUUCAUCCUCCUCACACCUGUAAAGUGGAACAGACCUGGGCUGGAACCAGAAUAUGUUUUUUUCAACCAAGGCAAACACUUAGAUCCAGAGAAGCAGCAUCCAUCUUAUAAGAACCGGGUGGAUCUGCAGGACAAAGAGAUGAAGGACGGAGACUUUUCUCUGGUUCUGAAGGAUGUGACGAUGGAGGACAAUGGAACAUAUGAGUGUUGGGUUUUCCAGAGAGAAACAAACGACUGGAAGACAUGGAGUUGGAAGAUUGAAACCACCAUCAACCUAGAAGUUGUUGAACCUGGAGACAAGGAUGGAGGAGACAAGGAUGGAGGAGACAAGGAUGGAAACAUUAUACGAUCAGUCCUGGCAGUGAUACUUGUUGCUUUGGCUUCUGUUGGUCUCCUGGUCUGUAGAACUCUAGAUGAUCCAUGAAGAAGAACCCAAACCUCCCAGUUCCUCCUGAUGAUGAAGCAGCAGCUGAACAGAUGUUCUGAAACGAAGACAUGAAAGUUUUUCUGAGCAGCAGCAGAACAAACUGUAAAUGUGAACAGAACAGAAUGAAGCUGAAUCCACCUUUUCUCAUGUCUUAGUCUGAGCAGAAAUCCCUGUUGAAGCCUCCGACUGAAUCUGGUGAAAUAAAUGAAUGUGUGAUCAUCAGAGACGUGAAGAAGUGGACGGCUGUAGUCCUCUCUGAAAGCUCUGAAAUCAUCUGAACAUGUCUGAAGGAAGUUUGUUUACUGCUUGAAAAAUAAAAGAUUAACAUGUUUUUAUUCCCUGUU
Amphiprion ocellaris (clown anemonefish) is the source of this 1201-nucleotide messenger RNA. RefSeq names its product ICOS ligand-like. Gene Ontology annotation, cellular component: external side of plasma membrane. The record is from RefSeq and is a predicted model, not a curated record. The transcript has 3 exons. NCBI's taxonomy places the organism in Eukaryota, Metazoa, Chordata, Actinopteri, Pomacentridae. Gene Ontology annotation, biological process: T cell costimulation; cellular response to lipopolysaccharide; negative regulation of T cell proliferation. The coding region runs from base 300 to 854 and encodes 184 amino acids.